Molecule: messenger RNA, 599 nt
Organism: Trichoplax adhaerens
Lineage: Eukaryota; Metazoa; Placozoa; Uniplacotomia; Trichoplacea; Trichoplacidae
Exons: 5
Coding region: 1-447 (148 amino acids)
Source: RefSeq, a predicted model, not a curated record
AUGCAACUUAAGAAAUCUAAGGUAGAAAACGGCAGUAUUUAUAGCUAUGGCAUUAGAACACACGUAGAGAACAUGAUUGUAGGAUUAGAUACAUCAUAUACCAUAACAGGAAACAUGAACACGAAGCUUAUCUUAGUUGCUACCUUAUUAUUCUUCGCGGUUGCUUUCGCAAUCGAAGAAGAAGCACCUGAACAAAAUGAAGUCUCGGAUAAAGAAACCGAAAUGCGUGAUGUAGAUGAAGAAGAUCUAAAGGCUCUUCUGGAAAGCGAUAUCGAUGAUGAAAUGAAAACUAAAGUCGUUAAGGAGCAAAAGGCUUGGUGGAGAAAUAAGCAUAUCGAUUUUAUAAAAAGCGCAUGGAUUGGAUUAUCGCUAAUAAAGAAAUAUGGUGAUAAUUAUAGAUUCGUAGUUAACUUUAUUCGGUAUCUCAUCUCCGAUUCCGAUAGAUAAUCUAAGUAGAUGUUACAAAAAAUUAAAAUUUUUUUGUAUCAAUACAAUUCUCUACAUGCGUUGAUUUAUAUUAGUAAUGUCAUUUUUCUAGCAUUUACUUACUUUAUGCUAAUAAAAGUCAGUAUUAAUAAACAUACCAAAGACAAUUAAAC